Messenger RNA from Staurois parvus, 293 nucleotides. NCBI's taxonomy places the organism in Eukaryota, Metazoa, Chordata, Amphibia, Anura, Ranidae. The record is from the annotation of a GenBank genome assembly.
GGUGUCAAGUGUGUGUGGGGGCAACCAGCAUGGUGGUGGGAGUGUCAUGGUCUGGGGCCGUAUGGUGGUGGGAGUGUCAUGGUCUGGGGCCGUAUGGUGUGGGGGGGUGUCAUGGUCUGGGGCCGCAUGGUGGUGGGAGUGUCAUGGUCAGGGGCCCCAUGGUGGUGGGAGUGUCAUGGUCAGGGGCCCCAUGGUGGUGGGAGUGUCAUGGUCUGGGGCCCCAUGGUGGUGGGGGGUGUCAUGGUCUGGGGCCGCAUGGUGGUGGGAGUGUCAUGGUCAUGGGGGGCCCCAUG